AUGUCUUCAACUUUGAAUGCCUACAGUGUUCCCGCGAGUACGCAAAGCCUGCUCACACACGUCUUCUCUCAACCAGCAUUCAUGCCUAGCAUGCAGCCCUUCGAGAAACGCCCCCGGCUUUCCGAGCUGCGCACCCGAGUGGAGCUCGUGACCAUGAAGCUCGACUUCACCAUGGAGCCCCCCGCUAUCAGGGAGGCCAUAGGCCGCAGCAUCAACCGGUCCUGGGAGGCCUACACCGAAGGAUCCGUGGGCCCGAGCGACUUCAUACGCACCCCCUUGGGUGCGCCCUUCGAAAUCGCCUCGAUCAACGGCAAAGGCCGCGGCCUGAUUGCCAGUCGCAUCAUCAACGCCGGCGAAGUCAUCUUGGAAGACUCUCCCGUCCUCCUUCUCCCUUUCAAAGCUGCCAGCGAUCUAAUUUUCCUGCUCCUGCCCCGAAAGGCUCUGGAGGCCUUGCUACUGCUCCACAACGCGCACCCCAAUGAGGGGAAAUACACCGUCAUGAUGGAUAUCCCUGUUCAUCACCUUCUGGAUCAGCUCAGCGGCGUGCUGUCCACCAACGCCUUUGAAGGGGAUUGA
This is a messenger RNA of Anthostomella pinea, 576 nucleotides long. Lineage: Eukaryota; Fungi; Ascomycota; Sordariomycetes; Xylariales; Xylariaceae. The record is from the annotation of a GenBank genome assembly.